UUUAAGGUGGCGUCUUGGAGUCCUAACUUAUUUGACUCAAUAAGUUGUUUAACUGUUAUAAUUGUAAAGGUAUUUGUCCUCUGUGUGUGUGUACAGUGUCUUGAAAUGGUAAUCCAUAUGGAAGGGCUCCAUAAAAUAAAGUUGAAGUUUCAUUGUUGACUGUCAUCUGCCAUUUUCCUGAUCUUCUAGGAUGGAAAUCUGCAAGUGUGGUUACCUGAAGAGUGCUCACAGUGCAGAGGCCUUCCACUAUGCAGGAUCACCCAGUGAUAACUGGCACCCGAAGACGCACACCCGCGAAGUGCCCACCGAUGCCUUUGGGACCAUGACCUUUUCCAGCCUGGGGAAAAACAAUGCCAGGUAUGUCCGAGUAUCUGCUGACACUCCCCCCGAGAAGCUGUAUAAACUGCUCACAUCCUCCUGGCAGCUCGAUGUGCCCAACCUGCUGAUCUCAGUUACUGGAGGCGCCAAGAACUUUGUUAUGAGGCCCCAACUAAGGAACAUGUUCCACCGAGGCUUAAUCAAGGUGGCCCAGUCAACAGGUGCCUGGAUUAUCACAGGUGGUACACAUGCUGGUGUCAUGAAACAUGUUGGGGAGGCGGUACGAGACUCUGCCAUGAGCAGUACCAACAAAGAUGGGAGGAUUGUGGCCAUUGGCAUAGCCACCUGGGGGAUUGUGUACGACCAGGCCAGUCUGAUCAGAAGUCCGGGGAGCUACUUGCCGGCUGAGUAUACCAUUAAUGAGGCAAAGCAGGGCCGGCUGUCAUGUCUGGACUGCAAUCACUCGCAUUUCAUCCUGGUUGAUGAUGGUACCCAGGGCGUCUAUGGUGUGGAGAUUGAGCUGAGGGCCAAACUGGAAAGAUUUAUUGCCAACCAGACCAUGGGCUUGAGUGUGGGAAUAAACAUUCCAGCCGUGUGUGUCGUGCUGGAGGGCGGCCCGGGCACCUUGGACACCAUCUACAAUGCCAUGCUCAAUGGCACUCCCUGCGUGAUCCUCGAGGGUUCGGGUCGAGUCGCCGAUGUGAUCGCACAGGUUGCCAACCUACCUCUUUCCCGGAUCACAGUGGAACAGGUGCAAAAGCAUCUUAAGACGUUCUUUGCCGAGGACUUUGACUCCUUCUCUGAGGAAAAGAUGAUCGAAUGGACAAAGAAGAUUCAGGACAUUGUGAGAAUGCCUCAACUCUUGACGGUCUUCCGAAUGGACAAGGAGGUCAACAAGGAAGUGGAUGUGGCCAUCCUGCAGGCUCUGCUCAAAGCUUCAAAGAGUGUGGACUAUCGUGGACAGGACAACUGGGAGCACCAGCUAAAGCUUGCUGUGGCAUGGAACCGGAUGGACAUUGCCAAGAGCAAGAUCUUUACUGAUGAUCGGCUCCUGAAGUCGGCAGAUCUGCGUAAUGCGAUGGUGGCAGCACUGAUUGGUGACAAACCUGAUUUUGUGAGGCUCUUCCUGGAGAACGGUGUGAACCUCCAAGAAGUUAUGACUGACAGUGUUGUUCUGGAGCUCUUUAACAACUUGUCUCCCGGUAGCCUGAUCUACCGCAUGCUGGUAAAGGAACUGAAGGAGGACAAGUCGGAGGGGCCUGAGCUGGCAAAAGGCCAAUGGAAGAUCAACAUGCAUCACGUGUCCAAUGUUCUUCGGGAGCUUCUUGGAGACUUCACCCAGCCACUUUACCCCUGGCAUCGGAGCAACUCCAAGUUUGCAGUGUUACUACAUAUGGAGCACAAUGGGAAUUCUGAGCGAACUAAUUUGCACUCCAGGGCCUUUGGGAGAGAAAGAAAGCAAAAGGAAGUAUUUGAAGAUCCUGUUCGAGACCUCUUCAUCUGGACAAUACUCCAGUGCAGGACCGAGCUGGCCCAGAUUGUAUGGGAGCAGUGCAAGGAUUGCUUGGCUUCUGCCCUUGCAGCCUCAAAGAUCCUCAAAGAGCUGGCGAAAGAAGAGGAGGAUACGGAUCGAUCAGAAGUGAUGGAGAGCCUGGCCGAGGAGUAUGAGAAGCAUGCCAUCGGAGUCUUCACUGAGUGCUAUCGUAGAGAUGAAGAGCGAGCCCAGAAGCUGCUGACCCGUGUCUCCAAGUCCUGGGGUCACACCACCUGUGUGCGACUGGCACUGGAGGCCAAUGACCAAAACUUUGUUGCCCAGGGAGGUGUGCAGGCCCUGCUGACCAAAAUCUGGUGGGGAGAGAUGGCUGUGGACACCCGCAUGUGGAAGGUGCUGCUCUGCAUGGUCUUCUUUCCGCUCAUCUAUACUGGACUCCUUGCCUUCAGGCGGGACGAAAAGAUCCUCAAGGAGAAAGCCCGACGGGAAGUCACAAAUGGUGACAUAAUGUUGGAAAAUCCUGCUAUCCCCAAAAAAAGGUUGCCCCUUGACAAGAUGCGCCUAAAACCUCUGACAUGCAUGAGCCGCUUAAAAUAUUUCUACACAGCGCCAGUGGUGGUCUUUUACUGGAAUGUGGUCUCCUACUUUGGCUUCUUGUGGCUGUACGCCUACGUGUUGACCAUGAACUUUCAGCACAUUCCAGCGUGGGAGGAGAUUCUCCUGUACAUUUGGGUGUUCACCCUCCUCUGUGAGGAGCUCCGGCAGCUCUUCCAUGAUCCAGACAAGUUUGGGUUCCUGAAGAGGGCAGAGAUUUACAUCAGUGACUUGUGGAACAUUUUUGACGUGCUGAGCAUUUGUAUAUUUGCAGCAGGAGUGGCCUGCAGGUUGACCACUGCUGGUUUCUACGCCGGUCGGAUCAUUCUGAGCAUCGGCUUCAUCGUUUACUGUCUGCGGCUCAUGGCCAUUUUUACUGUAAAUAAAAACCUGGGGCCAAAGAUCAUCAUAGUAAAGCGCAUGCUCAAAGACAUCUUCUUCUUCCUCUUCCUGCUGGCUGUCUGGGUUGUGGCCUAUGGAGUUGCUGAGCAGGCCAUCCUCAUCGAAAACGAGUCCCGGCUGGAAUGGAUAUUCCGUGGGGUUGUGUACCAGCCCUACCUGACUAUCUUCGGACAAAUGCCCUCAAGCGUGGACAGUGUGAACUAUGGCAGCGGUCAGUGCACCACGAAUGGUACGGACCCCACCAAACCCACCUGUCCUGUUCUGGACAGUAAUGGAAACCCAGCUUUCCCUACUUGGCUGACCAUCAUUCUUCUCUGCAUCUACUUGCUCUUUGCCAACAUUUUGCUCAUCAACCUACUGAUUGCCAUGUUAAGCUACACUUUCCAGGUGGUACAGGACAACACCGACCAGAUCUGGAAGUUCCAGCGUUUUGGACUGAUUGAGGAGUACCAUGGUCGCCCUUCAUUCCCACCCCCCUUCAUAAUAUUUGGACACCUGUACUUGUUUUUCAAGCGGGUCAUCCAGAGAAAGAAGGCCAGUAGACACAAACAGUUCAAAAUAGAGCUGCCAGAGAACGAGGAGACUGGGCUUCUCUCCUGGGAGUCAUUUAUGAAGGACAGCUACCUGCUGAGACUGCAGCAGGAGCUGAGUGACACCAACGAGCAGAAGAUCCAGGACACGGCUGACAGGGUUGGUGUUUUGGCCGAAUUGCUGGAAGGUGACAGUGGCCGGCAAGUCAUUGAGAAGAGGCUGGCUCACUUGGAGGAGCAGGUGUUGAUGUCUACCAAGGCCUUGACGUGGAUCAUGAAUGCCUUGGUGGCCAAAGGCUUCGGCUCCCGGGAUGAGGCGCUGGCAGUCUUUGCGGUUGGCAAGAGUAAAGAGGCAGAGCAGAAAGAGACCUCCGAUGAGGAAGAUGACCCCGAACCUCACUAUCAUGUGAACGCCAGGCAGCUGCUUUACCCCGACUCGAAUGUGAAGCGUUUUCCUGUGCCAGAUGAGAGGGUGCCCUGGGAGAUCGACUUCAGUGCCUACAAGCCCCCAACAUACAGCGCCAAGUCAGGAUCUGCAGUCCAGAAACCAGAUGGCCAGUCUGUUCCUGCUGCUGCUGCUGGCUCUGCUCAAAGGUACAAGUGACUUGUGUGAGGCUUU
Molecule: messenger RNA, 3955 nt
Organism: Polypterus senegalus (gray bichir)
Lineage: Eukaryota; Metazoa; Chordata; Cladistia; Polypteriformes; Polypteridae
Gene: trpm2
Product: transient receptor potential cation channel, subfamily M, member 2
Exons: 26
Coding region: 191-3940 (1249 amino acids)
Biological process (GO): calcium ion transmembrane transport
Cellular component (GO): membrane
Molecular function (GO): ligand-gated calcium channel activity
Source: RefSeq, a predicted model, not a curated record